AUGCCUGGUACCCUGAGCCAGGAGGUACAAGGCGUGAGGCACAGUGGCCAAGAGGAAGCCAUGAGGCCUUGGCCGAGCAUUUUCUUGCUUCUGAUCCUCAGGGUCAAAGCAUCAUUGAUGAGCAGUGUUCCAGAGAUUAAUGACAUCGAAUUUAUCCACGAAUGUGUGGAGAUGCACAAUUUGCUCCGGACACAGCUUAGGCCGCCAGCAGCCAAUGUCCAGUACAUAACUUGGGAUGAGGGUUUGGCAAAAACUGCCAGGGCCUGGGCAAAGAAAUGUGUUCCUGGAGGUAAUACUCAUUUAGAACAACUGAGAAAAUCUCACCCUGUUUUUAGUGGCCUUGGUGAAAAUAUAUGGACUGGGCCUAGUAAUGAAUAUUCUGCAACUAUUGCUAUCAGAAGUUGGUUCAGUGAAGCCAGGUUCUACAAUUUCGAAAAUAAUUCUUGUUCAGCAGUGUGUUCUCAUUAUAUUCAGCUUGUUUGGGAUACUACCUUCAAAAUUGGCUGUGCUGUUAUUGAAUGUCCUAGUGUUGGAACUGUUCUAAAUGCAGCACAUUUCAUAUGCAACUAUGCACUAAGUGGGAAUACUAGGAGGAGGCCUUAUAAAGCAGGAAGAUUUUGUACUGAAUGUGACAAAGAAGAUAAAUGCCAGGAUAUGCUAUGCAGUAACAAGACGCGUGAGAAAAUUGCACAUUAUCCUUACUGGUAUCCAGAGUGGGAAGUACCUCGACCACUUGUGUGUGAUCCCCGAUGUAUAUUUUGUUUAGUAUUUAGACUCUUUUUAUUUUUAGUCACUGUUGCAAUAGUUUUCCUAUUACAGCAUAAAUUUCCAAAUAUACAGUUAGAAAAAGAUCUAUUGUUGGCUGAAAUAUUAGCACAAAAACAAGCAAAGAAAGUAGAAUCAGAGAGUAAUAGCACCAAAUCAGAUGUUAAGCCUAAAGGAAGUAGCCAAAGCUUGAAGGAAUAGAGAAAGGCCAUAGAAUCAUUGAGCCUAAGAAGUAGGAAAUGUUUGCAGGCUGAACUCCCGCUGGUGAAUGACGGUGGUGCUGCAACCUUUGAGGAAGCUUAUGUGCUCCCGACACAAGUGGAUGCCAACACUUGCCUGCUAGCUUGA
Messenger RNA from Dromiciops gliroides (monito del monte), 1113 nucleotides. It is a transcript of the gene GLIPR1L2, whose product is annotated as GLIPR1 like 2. NCBI's taxonomy places the organism in Eukaryota, Metazoa, Chordata, Mammalia, Microbiotheria, Microbiotheriidae. The record is from RefSeq and is a predicted model, not a curated record.